Molecule: messenger RNA, 1455 nt
Organism: Rhagoletis pomonella (apple maggot)
Lineage: Eukaryota; Metazoa; Arthropoda; Insecta; Diptera; Tephritidae
Gene: E(spl)m6-BFM
Product: anaphase-promoting complex subunit 5
Exons: 2
Coding region: 180-590 (136 amino acids)
Source: RefSeq, a predicted model, not a curated record
GGAUGGGAUGGCGGCUAUAAAAGCGAUGUGCCUUUUUGACCAGCGCGCAGUCAAUGCAAAGCAAGCAAAGUGUAAUCAACGCGGCGGGAGCUUGAAGGCUUUACAAAGAAAAAGUUUGAACGAAAUAUUAUAUUUUUCUUUUGUUUGAGAAAUAAAAGUAGUAAUUUUUAAAAAUAGUCAUGCAAUCUUCAACGCUGAAGCGCGCGCCAGUGUUGUGCAAAUUCAAAUUUUUGGCUAGCCGCAUGCGACAACUUUUCAAAUUCGGCAAAGCGAAGCAGUUACAACACGCCAACAUUAACAGCAGGAGCAACAACAACAACAACAAUUGUGAAUUUGAAAAUAAUAAUAAUAACAACAACGAGCUGAGUAAACUUACUUUCCUGCUAACCAGCGAAAUGGCACAAAAUGCCGCCAACGAAUGGCUACUACAGCAAGCGGCCAAUGUCAAUGCCACCGCCAUCGGCUAUGGAGAGGACAUGGAACAGCACGUGAUUUGCCUGCAAACCGAAGCUGGACACUUUUACUGGAAUGCAGCAGCAAUGGUGGAGCAACAAGGCACACAACAACUCAACGAAAUCGAUUGGAAGUGAGGCGGAGCUGGGCGUAAAACGAACGGAAAAAUAAUGGGCUAGCAAUGAAGCCGGCCGCAAAAAAAAAAAAGAAUUACCAGAACGAGCUUAAAACGUGGCAGCAGCAACAGUGAUUGUAAACAUCAAUAAAACGAUGGAGUCGCAAGCUGAGUUGGGCAACAACUUAUAGGAGUAAUCAAUGGGCGCGAAAAUCAACUCCCAACUAAAAGCUAUGUACGUUACGCAUGAAUGGAGCAGCAGCUGCAAAAGCGGAGUGAGUCAAUCGAAUCAAUGUAGUAGUCAUCGUCUCUUACGUACGAACAUAUGUACGUACUUCGUAUGCCCACCGCCGAGUCAAUACGAUGAGUUCGCUAGCAAUGAAUGGAGAAACUGGUUUCUCAGCGCCACACUACGCCAUAAAAUCCAGCAUCGAUGAAUGAAUGGCAGAAUGAAUGGCAGAAUGAAUGGAAUUGCAUGCAGCGCCAAUUUCAAUUUAGCAAAGCACAGCAAACAUAAUCGCACACAUGCAUAUGUAUGUAUGUACUUGCAUCAUCUUCGUCAACGCUUUUAGCCGCCUAUGCGAGUGCUUAGUACUAACUGGUUGUACGUACCAAUUACUGGUGUUGCUGAUGCGCUUGGCGCUACAAGGAGCUUAAUGAAUGAAUGCAACUGGUUGGUUGAUUGGUUGGUUGGUUGGUGCGUUGCAUGCUAUGAGCUUCGUAAUCGCAGAUCCGGCAACAUGUUGCCGAGUGGAGUAUGCGCUCAGUGAAAUGCAACAAGUGAAAGGAGUGUAGAAUGAUUUAGAAUUAAAUGUAUUCAUUACUUUACGCUUAAAUCGUACUUGUAAAAUUAUGAAAGCAAUAAAUAACUACGCAAAAAUUUAAAA